Morone saxatilis (striped sea-bass) is the source of this 1913-nucleotide messenger RNA. RefSeq names its product LIM domains containing 1a (gene limd1a). NCBI's taxonomy places the organism in Eukaryota, Metazoa, Chordata, Actinopteri, Moronidae. Gene Ontology annotation, molecular function: transcription corepressor activity. Gene Ontology annotation, cellular component: nucleus; transcription regulator complex; adherens junction. Bases 96 to 659 code for a protein of 187 amino acids. Gene Ontology annotation, biological process: response to hypoxia; cytoskeleton organization; positive regulation of miRNA-mediated gene silencing. The transcript is spliced from 7 exons. The record is from RefSeq and is a predicted model, not a curated record.
CUGUGUCUUUUCUGACUCAUACGCUGUGUUGUGUUGCAGGAGUCUGCGUUAAGUGCAACAAGGCGGUGUAUGGAGCCAACCAGGCGUGCCAAGCCAUGGGAAGUCUCUACCACGACAGCUGCUUCACCUGCAGUGCCUGUAGUCGAAGGCUGAGAGGGAAGGCGUUCUACUAUGUCGGAGGGAAGGUUUUCUGUGAAGAGGACUUUCUGUACUCCGGUUUCCAGCAGUCUGCCGACAAGUGCAACGCAUGUGGACAUCUGAUCAUGGACAUGAUCCUGCAGGCUCUCGGGAAGUCGUACCACCCCGGCUGUUUCCGCUGUGUCAUCUGUAAUGAGAGCCUUGAUGGAGUGCCCUUCACUGUGGACACUGAAAAUAAGAUCUACUGUCUCAAAGACUACCACAGGGUCCUGGCGCCUAAAUGUGCAGCCUGUAACCAGCCCAUCCUGCCUUCAGAGGGGUCUGAUGAAACCAUUCGAGUUGUAUCUAUGGACAAAGACUAUCAUGUGGAAUGCUAUCACUGCGAGGAAUGUAAGAUGGAGCUAAAUGACGAGGACGGUCACCGCUGCUACCCUCUGAAUGGCCACCUUCUGUGCCACUCCUGCCACCUGAAGAACAUUGAGCCAGGCUCCUCUUCCAUCGCCACUGCCGCCUCCUACUAACACUACUGUAGGGGGAGGGAGACACCUGGUGCAUAUAUGGAGGAACUGCCAAAGAGUGACUGACAGCAGGAGUGGAUAUGCACAAUUCUUGUUGUAGAGGAUUGAUUAAUGCAGUGCAUCAGAACAUACUGUGGUCUGAUAUGUAUUUUCAUAGGAAUGUUGAUGAAGUUUCCAUUAUGCCUAAAUAGGUUUUGACCCAAUAAUGAAGUAUUGUAGCACACCAAAGCCCUACUUUGAAUGCGGAGAAGCAUUGUGCUAUACCGGCUGCAUACUGACUUGGCAGAUGUUGCCAUAUGAUAUCUUUUAAAUGUAAAUAUCAGUUGCAUUGGCUGUGUAAAUAUCACACUGCUGCUCACUUCAGAAAUUGAUCCAUAAAUCAUCCGGGUUUCUAAUAAGGGUUUUCACAGAAUGUGCUUGAUGCCUGUUGUGCCUUCACAUCAGUUUCUACAUGCAAUAACAACAGCUGGUGUUUAUUUACAUAGAAAUGAACAAAUUGGUGUUAAACAUUAUUUGAAAAAGUCAAAGCAUAACAGUAAUUCCUUCUUUGCUCAAUUUUUCACCAGUGUUACCACUGAGUAGAAAGUAUUCCUUCUUUUCCAGCUGAUAACCAGAGCCAUCACUGUUUCCAUAAUAUUUAAAUUCCAGUAUGCAAUAAAUUAUAUCAAAUAAUACUUUUUUAAAAACACAACCAUUCCAUAGAAAUGUUAAACAAUGCCAUUAUCCUCGAGGUUGCUAUGUGUUAAUAUGCUUAGGGCUUACCAUUUCACAUUAUUAGGACUUUUCUUUUUUUGAUGCAAGAAAGAAUCAGAGAGCCAGCUUUUACUCUUCUCUAAUAAACUGCCAUUAUUUGUCACAUGCAAUCUGCUCUCAGCACUUAAAGACAGGCUUGUGACUUCUCUAUGCACCGAUGAAGAGGUUGAUACUAGGCCUGUAGAUCUGUGUUUUGUUACAUUUGCAAGCAUUGUAUAUUUAAAAAAAGAGAUAUAUUGUAGGCCUAUAUUCAUUUACUUUUGUUUCAUUUUGACUUUUGUGCAGAACCCCUUAAAUACUAAUUUGAUUUGCAGUGGGAAGUGCAGUACUUUACCAUCCAUAUAUUAUUCACGUCUUGAGUUAACUAACUUAAUACUUAAGUUGCUUGUCAUUUGAGGUCCUUAUUUCAUAGCCAGCUGUAGUUACGACAAAGAUCAAACAUAUACAUUGUAUGAUUGUUGUAAAGAAAGUAUUUAAUAAAUGCAUUGCAAUAGGCCAAACUUU